This is a messenger RNA of Microtus ochrogaster (prairie vole), 1893 nucleotides long. Its product is annotated as putative selection and upkeep of intraepithelial T-cells protein 1 homolog. The record is from RefSeq and is a predicted model, not a curated record. Gene Ontology annotation, cellular component: external side of plasma membrane. Gene Ontology annotation, biological process: T cell receptor signaling pathway; regulation of cytokine production. Gene Ontology annotation, molecular function: signaling receptor binding. Bases 1 to 999 code for a protein of 332 amino acids. The transcript is spliced from 6 exons. Lineage: Eukaryota; Metazoa; Chordata; Mammalia; Rodentia; Cricetidae.
AUGGGAGCUGCAGGAGGACUUGCUGUUGCACCCUGUGUUGCCUUGCUCCUCCUACAGACAGUGGCCCUGAGUCCAGAGAGAUUCACAGUGACUGGAUUGACUAGGCCAGUCUUGGCUCCAUUGGGUGGAACGCUUGAACUCAGUUGUCAGUUGUCCCCACCACAAGAUGCACAGCACAUGGAGAUUCGCUGGUUCAGGAACCGCUAUACACAGCCUGUGCACCUGUACAGGGAUGGUGAAGACCUGCAUGGAGAAACCAUCCCCAAGUAUGUGGAGCGGACUGAACUGCUGAAAGAAGACAUUGGAGAAGGGAAAGUGACCCUCAGGAUCUUUAACGUGACUGUUGAUGAUGAUGGACCAUACCGCUGUGUCUUCAAAAAUGGUGAAUUCUAUGAAGAGCACAUCACAGAGGUCAAGGUUACAGCUGGGAGCUCCCAGAUUCAGAUUAUUGUCCAUCCUCCUACUACCAAAGGUGUGAUAGUGGAGUGUCACUCCAAAGGUUGGUUCCCACGGCCUCACUUGGAAUGGAGAGAUAGCAGAGGAGAGAUCGUUCCAGCUAAAUCAAAAUCCUAUUCACGGGAUAAAGACAAAUUGUUCAAUAUGAAGAUGACCCUUCUCCUUCAAGACAGCUCCCUCAGGAACAUCACUUGUUGCCUUUGGAACCCUCUAAUAGGCCAAGAGGAAAGCACAAGCAUUGUUCUACCAGAUGAAAUAUUCUCUUGGAAACGUAUUUGGAGGUUGAUUGUGACUGUAAUUCUUAUUAUGAUGGCAGUCUUCAUCAUAACUCACAGUUGUAAACUGCAUAUCAUGGAAGUCUUCGUUUCAGAUGCGCAGUUUGACGUGGAUACUAUGUGGUUGGAUGACAUGACUAUGAUCCUGAGCAUGCUCAUGGUGUUUACUGUCAUGCUUAUUUUCUCUCUCUACUUCAUACUAAGAGGUAGACAUAUGAAAGAAAGCAGAGCAAGUUUAUUUUUGAAAAAUUGCAGUAUGUGCAAAUAAGAAUGGAACUUGAAGGUUUGGCCAAGAAAACCAUGGCCCUGAAGAUGCUGGAGUCAUUAGACAACGGAGAAUUACCUUGAAUGCAUCUCAGUAAUAGGCCACACCCCACACAUCACCGACUGAGGGUAUUAACUCACAGAAGUGUUUUAGAAGAAAUCUUCAGGGUAACCUGUGAACCCAGGGAUAUAAGAGUAAAUAUCCUUACUUCCAUUAGUCCAGGCACAUAGAGACCUCUGCAGACAUUAUACAAGAGGGUGUACUUAUUAUUUGAGCUAGCAACAUUCUUUGGUGCCACACAUGUGAUGCUGUUUGGGGCACUGUUACAUUAAGUUUUCCUACGAAGAUGUGAACAUCUAUACACUCCAUAUUGAGCAUCAGGCACAGGCCAAAUAAAAAUUCCACCCAAGUCCAACUUGGUGAGGCACUGAGAUUAUUGGUACUUGAGGAACAUGAGUAGUAGGCUGCUCACAAGUCCAUGAGUGGUCCCUGAGCAGCUUCAUCACAGCAAAUUCCAUUAAUGACAACCUCAUGAAUGUUGCAUUAACUAGCCCCUAUUCAGUUAAAUUUUCCUUUCUUGUAUAUUCUAGUGUCUCCCAAGACUAUUGUAGCAAGGAUGUGGUAGGAAUGAAGGAGGUAUAGGUACAAUCUCAGAUAAAAAGCCUCCUUCCUACGUCUACUGCUGAAUGUCAACAUCAGUACCAGCACCACAGACUUUGCGACCCUCUGUAUUGUCCAGGUGGGAUCUCUCAGUUUCCUGACCCAGUCACCUGCUAUAUUACUUCUCUGUCUAUACAUCAAGGACCCCACACAUCCCUGAAACCAUAAUCAAAAAUAAAGAUUCUUUUGUAAGUCACUUUAGAUUGUGGCAUUUUAUCACAGUAAUCAAAAGUAACU